Cynoglossus semilaevis (tongue sole) is the source of this 1431-nucleotide messenger RNA. It is a transcript of the gene stx11b.1, whose product is annotated as syntaxin 11b, tandem duplicate 1. NCBI's taxonomy places the organism in Eukaryota, Metazoa, Chordata, Actinopteri, Pleuronectiformes, Cynoglossidae. Gene Ontology annotation, cellular component: plasma membrane; synaptic vesicle; endomembrane system. The record is from RefSeq and is a predicted model, not a curated record. The transcript is spliced from 3 exons. Gene Ontology annotation, molecular function: SNAP receptor activity; SNARE binding. Bases 228 to 1124 code for a protein of 298 amino acids. Gene Ontology annotation, biological process: intracellular protein transport; synaptic vesicle fusion to presynaptic active zone membrane; exocytosis.
CCACUUAGCGUUGAUCGUGUGCCUUCAAAACCACACGGUGGUAGUUGAACCAGUUGGGCGUGGCUAAUGAAUUCAUGACGUCAUUUCCCCUCGUCAUUUUCAUCACCACCAGUCCGGAGCAGUCGACCUCAAAUCUGGUGAUGGUGCUGUGGCACCGUGCAGUGGACAGCACACACUGAAGGACAGCGUUUGAUUGUUGUGGACACCAGAACCAGAAAGCCUUCACCAUGAGGGACAGACUCAGCCACCUACAGGAAGUGUCCAGUGGACCUAUGGAGCAGAUGGAGUAUGCAGAGUCUACGUCCGACUCUCUUAGUAAUGUGGACCUGGAGGAGGACGAACUGCAACAUGAGGCUGUUGUUUAUGACAACAGCCCCGCUCUGACAGAAAUCUUCUCCCAAUCACAAGACAUCCACAAGGAGGUCCAACUCAUCCGUCUGGAGGUUAAAAGGCUACGCGAGCAGAACUCUCGUAUGUUCCACGGCGCAACCACAAUGAGCACCAUCAAAAGAGACUCAAACGCCAUUGGGGCCGAUAUAAAAUCCCGGGCUGAGAAUGUUUUAGGCCAGCUGCGAGACAUGGACAGCACGGCCCACAAGUUAGAGGAAACGCACGGUUCCAAUUCCCCCGUCACACGUAUUGCUAGAACCCAGUUUGCUUGCCUCAGUAAUGGUUUCCGUGACGCCAUGUUUGACUAUAAUGAAACUGAGAUGACCCACAGGGAGAACUGUAAAAUCCAGAUCCAAAGGCAGAUGGAGAUAGUGGGGCGAGAGGUGAGCGGGGAGGAGGUGGAGGAGAUGAUUGAGGCUGGCCAGUGGAACAUCUUUACUGACAACAUUGUGACUGAAGGUAAAACUGCCAAGUCGGCUCUCACGCAGAUUGAGAAACGUCACCAAGAGUUGUUGGAUCUGGAGAGCCGUAUCAAAGGCAUACAUGAGAUUUUCCUGGACAUAGCGCUGCUGGUGGAGGAGCAGGGGUCCAUGCUGACCUCCAUCCAAACCAACGUUCAGAAAACAGAUGAAUACAUACAGGAUUGUCUGGUCAAACUGGGCAGAGCCAAGCGUCAUGACAAGAACAACCCAUUCAGGAAGAUGUUUUGCAGCUGUUUCCCAUGUGUUGAUUAAAAAAACAGACAAAGUUGAAGGGUUGAAGAAUGUGCUCCAGUUUAAUAUGUAAUAUUUAAUGAUGUAUUUAAGACAAGUAUCUUUCUGUAAAGAACCUCCAAAUAAAUUGAUGAAACUAUGGAACGGUGUGACAUGUUUUAACUGCAUUUUUUUUUUUUUGGAGGGGUUUGCAAAAACAAAAAUGUCCAUGGAAUAUCUUUAUAAAGUUGUCCAAAAAUAUUGUGAACUUAUAUAAAAAAUUCAGAAAGUUUCAUGAAAAUAUGUAUUUCACUGCCUUGUAUAUUCACAAUAAAAAAGCCACACAGUA